AUGAUUUUUCCAAAUAUAUUCUGGUGUUAUUGUAUAUUAAUAUUGCAAGUGAUGUGCCGAGAUCCGCCGACAGUGAAGAUUAAAGAUCAAGGCACAAUCAUGGGAAUGUUUAUGAAAAUGUACAGAACACAAAGUAUUGUAGCUUAUCUUGGGAUUCCUUACGCUCACCCUCCAGUUGGAAUGUUACGAUUUAGUCCACCAUUUGUCGACAAUCUUCCGUCUUGGGAAGGAAUAAGAAAUGGGUCAGUCAGUCAACCGAAUUGUUUUCAAAACACAAACAUACCAAAACAAAAGCACACAAUGGUGUUAAAUAAACUUUUAAAUAAAGUUAUGGACAUGGAUGCAAUGAUGACCGAGAUGGGAAGUGACAAAUAUGAUGAAGAUUGUUUGUAUCUUAAUAUUUUUAUUCCCGAUGGUCCGGCACCACCGGAUGGCUUUGCCGUCAUUGCUUACCUUCAUUCUGGCGACUUUUCCAACGGAAGUCCUUUCGAAAUUAAUCCACAUCAGUUAGUGUUCAAGCAGAAACUUAUCGUCGUCACGAUCGCUUAUCGGUUGAAUAUUCUCGGUUUCUUUACAUCACUCGAUGGCGAAGCGCCAGGGAAUUUUGGGUUAAUGGAUCAGUCAGCGGCAUUGUUUUGGAUCAAGAAGAAUAUUAAAGCUUUUGGCGGUAAUGAAGAGAAUGUGACUUUGAUGGGACACGGAAGUGGUGCGACGAGCGUUUGCAUUCAUUUAACAUCCAAAGACUGGUCAGAAGAACUUUUUCACAAAGCAAUCAUAAUGAGUGGAACAUCACUCGGUUCAACAUCAAUUCGACCUGCUACAUUCUACUCGAAGGCUGUUGAUAGAACGGCACAUGCUUUUUCCUGCUUUCGACGGCCAACCUCACAUCUUAUGGAUUGUCUUCGACGUGUUGAAGCAAAAUUUCUUGUUGAGAAUGCUCCGGAUCAACAUUGGGGUCCGAUUAUAGAUGAAGGAUUGAGUAACACAACCGCUGCGUUCAUUCCAGAUGAUCCCGAGAUGUUGAUUGAAAGAGGCCAACUCAGAAAGGUUCCGAUUCUUACCGGCUUCACAGACAUGGAAGAAGCUUAUGAUUUAAUUGCUGAGGAUAUGGUGGAGAACGGAAUUUCCCUCGAACUCUAUGAAAUGAUGAUAAAUGAGAUUGUCUCGAGCGAUUUUGCACGAUAUGAAAAUAACGAAACAAUGUGUGUCGGAAACAAUCAACUCGCAAUGGAGGCCGUGAACUUCCUAUACAAACCAUAUCCGCCGACAGAAGACAAAAUUUUAUUACGAAAUUUCUACUUGAACUUUCUCAAUGAUCGAAAGUAUUUAGCUCCAACAAUUGGACUUGCUGCACAUAUGUCAAAGCAAGCUGAAACAUUUGUUUAUCGUUUUGAUUUAAAACCGCGAACAAUGAUUGACAUUCCAGAAGACAUCGGCGUGCCGCAUGGUUUCGAACAGAUUUUUGUUUGGGGUUUGCCUUAUUGGGGAGCGCAAAAUGACAUGACGUGGGAUAAUGCAGAUAAGCGAGUGUCUGAUAUCAUCAUGACGAUGUGGGCAAACUUCGUAAAGUACACAAGCCCCACACAUCUAGGAGUGUACAUAAAGUGGGAUAACUUUACACAUGAAAAUCCAAGUUUACUAAUCAUUGACAGAUCAUUCAACAUGAGUGACUUUAAGUCAUUAAACCAUCAUGCAAUUAAAUUUUGGAAUGAAUAUUAUCCAAGUGUCUUAAACUUUGCUGCUGCUUGUUGCAACAUGACCGAAUCUGCAGGCGUCAAAACUGCUGUUGUUAAAAAUUACUACACACUCGGGUUUUGUCUGAUGAUUGGCCAAUUGCUUAUAAUUCAUAUUAUCAGAACGCAAAAUAAUUUUUUGAUUUAA
Molecule: messenger RNA, 1881 nt
Organism: Clunio marinus
Lineage: Eukaryota; Metazoa; Arthropoda; Insecta; Diptera; Chironomidae
Source: the annotation of a GenBank genome assembly